This is a messenger RNA of Ipomoea triloba (trilobed morning glory), 704 nucleotides long. RefSeq lists its product as uncharacterized. The transcript is spliced from 2 exons. Bases 85 to 411 code for a protein of 108 amino acids. The record is from RefSeq and is a predicted model, not a curated record. Lineage: Eukaryota; Viridiplantae; Streptophyta; Magnoliopsida; Solanales; Convolvulaceae.
UGUGAUUUCUACUCAUCGUUUGUGAGCGUUGUUUCUGAAUGGAGAAGUAAGGAAAAUGGUGAGGAUUUUCGGUGUGCUCAAGGCAUGCCCAAUAUGAUGAUGGAUGAUGUGAAACUUCUUUCACAUGCUAGAGAGGUAUAUACCAUUGAAAUAUAUUAUAUGUUUGAGGAACAAUUCUUGAAAGGUGCUGCUUGUCAUCAAGAUAGUGUUUUCGACGAUGGCUGUCAUUUGAAGUAUCAUGUUUGGCGUCCUGAUAAAGAUAUUAUAAGGCAUGAAGUUAGUUUUAAGCCUACCAAUUUGGAUAUUUCUUGCAGUUGUGGACAAAGAAAGUUGCUGAAGGCAAGGCUGUUGAUAUGGGUUCUUUGUCUUCUAAUGUUGGUGUUGCUCCUUCAAUUUGGGUUGUUGAGAUGACUAGGAAGUUUCAAAGACUAAUUGUUUCUUGUCAAGACAACAGUGCAGCUAGACAGCGUUGUGAAGAAGCUUUUCAAAGUGCAAAGAAAAGUGUUGAAAGCGAGGUUGGUUAUGUUCAUAUUGAAGAGUCUGAUGUCCCAUCUUCAAGUGGUAUUGUACAAGAUCCAUCAAGCCGGAGAUUGAAAGGUGAGCGUAAUAAGAGGCGAAGUAGUAUUAUUGAAAAGAAGUCUGCUGUAGCUAGGGGGCGAAAGAGUUCUGCAAACAAGGUUGCUUCAAUUACAAAGGGUGUUGUU